CUCAACAUUUCCAGGCGGCACUAUGGAGACUGUUGUGAAGUUGCAGCAUAGCAAUUGCAACAUAUCUUCAAACCAAUGGAGCUUCAAACACAACAACACCCUCUUCCUCUUCCCCAAAACCCAAACCCCAAAACCCUCCACCAAAACCACUACUCUUUUCCUUUGCCAUGCCCACCACUACUUCUCACCUACACCACCACUACCACCACACAAGGCUACUUCUCCCACAAAACACACCACCCACCAUGAUAACAACAAGCUCAGAGCCUUGCUGGAGACUCUCAUGGAGAAGGAGAAUGACUGUUGCCCUUUGCAGCUGCUUAGAGAUGAUGGAGAUUGGACCACAGACCACUUCUGGGCUGUCAUCAGAUUCCUCAUACAUGAUUCCAGGCCCAUGGAAAUCUUGCAGUUGUUUGAUGUAUGGAGGAACAUUGAGAAAUCACGAAUUGAUGAAAUCAACUACUGCAAGAUGAUAGGAUUGCUAGUUGAGGAGGACCUGAUUGAAGAGGCAGUAGUGUGCUUUCAGGAUAUGAAGAGUCAUGAUCUUGGGAUGUCUGUAGAAAUAUACAAUUCGAUUGUUCAUGGUCUUUCAAGAAAUGGAAAAUUUGAUGAUGCCAUGCUCUUAAUUAACGAGAUGAAAGAAAUGAACCUGGCACCAGAUGCUGAUACUUAUGAUGGGCUAAUUGAAGCUUAUGGGAAAUAUAAAAUGUAUGAUGAGAUGGGUAUGUGCCUGAAGAAGAUGAGAUUAAAUGGCUGUUCGCCGGACCACAUUACCUAUAAUUUACUUAUUCGAGAGUUUGCACGUGGAGGGUUACUGAAUAGGAUGGAAAGAGUAUAUCAAUCCAUGGUUUCGAAAAGAAUGGAUUUGCAGGCUCCUACUUUAAUUGCAAUGCUGGAAGUUUAUGCAAAAUUUGGGAUCUUGGAGAAGAUGGAAGUGUUUUAUAGGAGAGCUCUGAACUCAAGAGCAAUUUUAAAGGAUGAUUUGAUCAGGAAAGUCGCAGAAGUUUAUAUUGAGAACUAUAAGUUUUCCAGUCUAGAAAACUUGGGAAUUGAUCUUUCUCCAAAAUAUGGUCAGACUGAUCUCAUUUGGUGUUUGCAUCUCCUAUCUCAUGCUGCUCUUUUGAGUCGAAGAGGUAUGGAUUCCAUCGUACUAGAAAUGGAAGACAAAGGUGUCCCAUGGAAUGCAACUGUGGUAAACAUAAUAAUGCUAGCUUAUUUGAAGAUGAAAGAUUUCACUCGCCUUAGAAUAUUGUUCUCCCGAUCACUGACCCGUGGUGUGGAUCCUGAUAUUAUCACAGUUGGAAUACUGUUUGAUGCAACCAAAAUUGGCUAUGAUGGGUCUGCAACUUUAGAUAUAUGGAGGAAGCAUGGGUUUCUUUACAAAGCAGUUGAAAUGAACACAGAUUCUCUUGUUAUAACUACAUUUGGGAAGGGAGAUUUCCUCAGGAACUUUGAAGCAGUGUACUCCUCUCUUGAACCUGAAGUUAGAGAAAAUAAAACAUGGACUUACCAAGAUCUUAUUGAUUCAGUGUAACCUUUGUGCAUCAGAGAUGCUGUUUUUGUCAGAGAACUGAUUAAAGGACAGACACAUGUAGAGAAUGCUUGAAAGUACCUUAUGGACUUGAUUAAUUGAAUGGCUUUUUUUUCCCGUCUUUGUCAUCAUAUGGAGGAGAAAUUGAGGCCGAAUUUAAUUUUGUCUCAUCUAUUUGUUGUAUUGAUUUUAAUCGUGGCUUAUGUCAACAAUAGCUGACACUUUUGAUGUGUAGCGAGUGAAAUUCAAGUCUGUUGGAGGUACGACUGCAGCAGGUUUAAACUCCAUACCUGUAACAUUGAAAACCAUAUACAUUACCGGAAGCAGAAUUGGGCGUAUGUCAUUAAAAAGCCCACAAUAUACAGCUUUGUUCUGCCUUGAUUGCAUACUUGAUAUCCUCUUACUAUUUUUGUUCAAAGUUAGAAAUUCUGCCAAUUACAUUUUUUGAAAAGUGGUCUGUUGUUGUUGUAGAGAUGAAUUGGUGAGUGACCAAAUUUCUCACUAAAUAUAUUUCUCAUUA
Argentina anserina (silverweed cinquefoil) is the source of this 2051-nucleotide messenger RNA. RefSeq names its product pentatricopeptide repeat-containing protein At4g14190, chloroplastic. The transcript is spliced from 2 exons. The coding region runs from base 23 to 1534 and encodes 503 amino acids. Lineage: Eukaryota; Viridiplantae; Streptophyta; Magnoliopsida; Rosales; Rosaceae. The record is from RefSeq and is a predicted model, not a curated record. Gene Ontology annotation, molecular function: protein binding.